AUGAUUUUAGGUUUCAAAUGUGAAGAUGGACACACUGGUGAAAAUAACGACUUACAUAAUCAUGUUAUAAAUAACCAAUUGAACCAAUGUACAGCUGACGUUAGGAAAGUGAAUACUGUUAAAAAACCUUUUGAGUGUCAAAGUGAUAAUAAUUAUAAAGACCAGAUAAGAAGACAUAUGAUAGAGCAGCACACUAAAGAAAAAUCUGUUACAUAUGAAACCUGUUCGAAACAAAGUAAAAAAGUUUACACGAAUAUACACUCUUCUGAAAAACAUUUUACAUGUGAAGUUUGCAAUAGACAAUAUGUAUCAAAUGGUAAUCUAAAACAACAUAUGAUAAUUCACACUGGGAAAAAACCAUUCGAAUGUGAAAUAUGCACAAAACAGUUUACACAACUUUCUAAUUUAAAAGUUCAUAUGAGAAGGCACAUUGGUGAAAAACCUUUUGAAUGUCAAGUAUGCACAAAACAGUUUUUAACAAAUGAUCACUUAAAAAGACAUAUGUUGGUGCAUACUGGUGUAAAACCAUUUGAAUGUGAAAUAUGCACAAAACAGUUUGCACGAACUGCUGACUUAAAAUUUCAUAUGAGCACGCAUACUGGUGUAAAACCAUUUGGAUGUCAAGUAUGCACAAAACAGUUUUUAACAAAUGAUCACUUAAAAAGACAUAUGUUUGUGCAUACUGGUGUAAAACAAUUUGGAUGUGAAAUAUGCACAAAACAGUUUGCACGAAGUUUUAACUUGAAAAAUCACAUGAGAACGCAUACUGGUGUAAAACCAUUUGGAUGUAAAAUAUGCACAAAACAGUUUACACGAAAUGCUGCCUUAAAAAAACAUAUGGUCGUGCAUACUGGUGAAAAACCGUUUGGAUGUGAAAUUUGA
This is a messenger RNA of Diabrotica virgifera virgifera (western corn rootworm), 882 nucleotides long. Its product is annotated as gastrula zinc finger protein XlCGF8.2DB-like. The record is from RefSeq and is a predicted model, not a curated record. Gene Ontology annotation, biological process: regulation of transcription by RNA polymerase II. Lineage: Eukaryota; Metazoa; Arthropoda; Insecta; Coleoptera; Chrysomelidae. Gene Ontology annotation, molecular function: DNA-binding transcription factor activity, RNA polymerase II-specific; RNA polymerase II cis-regulatory region sequence-specific DNA binding. The coding region runs from base 1 to 882 and encodes 293 amino acids. The transcript has a single exon.